AUGUCCCAAACCAACGCCACCGUCGAGACGCUCACCGAAGCUCUGCCUACCGUCAAGGUAGCAGCUCAGCAAAACCCCAUCCCCAUCCAUACUCUGCAGACCAGCUCUGCUUCUGACAAUGCUGCUCUCGGCCAGCGCCACCUAUUGCCCGAAUUCAGCCUCAAGGACAAGGUCAUCGUUGUCUCUGGUGGCGCACGAGGCUUGGGCUUGGUCCAGAUCGAGGCCUUGCUCGAGGCCGGCGCCAAAGUCUGGGCCAUCGAUCGAUUGGAGUCCCCGGAAUCCGACCCGACCUCAGAUUUCGCGAAGAUCUCCAAACGGGCACGCGAGGAGCUUGGCACCUCUUUGGCAUAUCGUCAAGUUGACGUAAGAAACUCUGCAGAGCUGAACAAGAUCUUCGAGGACGUGGCCGAGCAGACCGGUCGUCUGGAUGGCUUGAUCGCCGCUGCGGGCAUCAACCAGGAGACGCCGGCCCUUGAGUAUACAGCCGAGGAUGCUGAUCGAAUGAUGAGCAUCAACUUUACCGGUUGCUUCAUGACUGCCCAGGCGGCAGCUCGCCAAAUGGUUCGCCUCAAGACGCCUGGAAGCAUCUGCCUCAUCGCCAGCAUGAGCGGUUCAAUUGCCAACAGGGGCAUGAUCGCCCCGGUAUACAAUCCAUCCAAGGCCGCCGUCGUCCAACUAGGUCGCAGCUUGGCUUCCGAAUGGGGCCAGUACGGAAUCCGAGUCAACACCCUCUCCCCCGGCUAUAUUCUGACCCAGAUGCUCCAAAACCUCUUCGACGACUACCCCGAGCGCCAGACUAAGUGGGCAGGCGAGAACAUGCUCGGCCGCAUCAGCAGCCCCCAGGAGUUCCGCGGCGCCGCCGUCUUCCUCCUCAGCGAUGCCAGCAGCUUCAUGACGGGUAGCGAUCUUCGCAUUGACGGAGGCCACACGGCUUGGUAG
Ilyonectria robusta is the source of this 939-nucleotide messenger RNA. RefSeq lists its product as uncharacterized. Lineage: Eukaryota; Fungi; Ascomycota; Sordariomycetes; Hypocreales; Nectriaceae. The transcript has 3 exons. Bases 1 to 939 code for a protein of 312 amino acids. Gene Ontology annotation, molecular function: oxidoreductase activity, acting on NAD(P)H, oxygen as acceptor. Gene Ontology annotation, cellular component: intracellular anatomical structure. The record is from RefSeq and is a predicted model, not a curated record.